Messenger RNA from Colletotrichum paranaense, 6624 nucleotides. RefSeq lists its product as uncharacterized. NCBI's taxonomy places the organism in Eukaryota, Fungi, Ascomycota, Sordariomycetes, Glomerellales, Glomerellaceae. The transcript is spliced from 2 exons. The coding region runs from base 1 to 6624 and encodes 2207 amino acids. The record is from RefSeq and is a predicted model, not a curated record.
AUGAAACGAAUUUCUACCCUUGCUACUGCCAUGAGCUUCAUGGCUCUUCUCCCAUGGCCGGGCUUAGCAAGUGCGGAUUGUCCAACCACUGGACCUGGUGCGAGUCCUACGACUAUUCAGCCCAUGGAGAUUGUUCACUGCAUUCCGCUCCAUCUCAGCACUUCAGUUUUGCUGAAUACUACAUUCACUGUUAUGGGCACUCCAGUCAAAGUCACCAACGCUCCUACCUUGGUGACUUCCGACUUCUUGGCUACGACCACGGUCACCUACCUCUCUCCUGUCAAUACCCAAUCGCCCUACGCAGGUCCUUGCGUCACGGUUAGGGCAGCACUGCCUCCCGGAUCAAAGCCUUCUACUAUUAUCAUUCCCCCACAAAGUGGACAGGCUACAGGAACCAAGUACAUCUGCUCGCCGCUUGAGUCGAAUAUGCCGUGGUUGCCGGGCCUAGGCAACCCAACCGCCGGCGGCAAGUCUCCAUUCAUAGGAAGCCUGACGACGGUCACCGCUCCCUACGCGGGCUCGAUUAUGACGACGUUGACGAUUCCCCCUACUGGAAGUGACCAGACAGGCACUGAGCUCAUCCUCAAGCCCACGCCCAAUAACGGAGAUGCCCCUUUCAACGGUCCUUGCACGACGAUAACAGUUCCUGGAUCCGGCACAGCAUUGACAACUUUGACUGUGCCUCCAUCGGGAUCUGACCGCACUGGCACUCAAAUUGUUUGUCUCCCCUCCGCUACUGGAGGUCUGGUAACUAGCACGUCAACAGGGACUCAACCCGGCCAGACUGGGCUGAUUACCCUUACCCCUGGAAAGCCUGGCGAUCCGACUACCAUCGUCACGAUUGUUCCACCUGGUGGGCGGGUAACUUCUACGUCAACAGGAACUCAACCUGGCCAGACCGGGUUGAUUACCCUUACCCCUGGCAAGCCCGGCGAUCCGACUACCAUCGUCACGAUUGUUCCACCUGGUGGGCGGGUAACUUCUACGUCAACAGGAACUCAACCUGGCCAGACCGGGUUGAUUACCCUUACCCCUGGCAAGCCUGGAGAUCCAACUACAAUUGUCACAAUUGUACCUCCUCCAUCGGGAGGAUUGGUUACUUCUACAUCUACUGGCACUCAACCUGGACAGACGGGACUACUGACCCUUCCCCCUGGAAAGCCCGGCGAUCCAACCACGAUUGUUACUAUCGUACCUCCUCCGUCAGGCGGAUUAGUAACAUCUACGUCGACCGGAACCCAGCCAGGUCAAACUGGAUUGCUGACUCUGACGCCUGGCAAGCCUGGAGAUCCAACUACAAUCGUUACUAUCGUACCUCCUCCCACGGGAGGAUUAGUAACAUCUACGUCGACGGGCACUCGCCCAGGUCAGACCGGAUUACUGACUCUGACGCCCGGCAAGCCUGGAGAUCCUACAACGGUCGUUACCAUUGUGCCGCCACCUAGCGGCGGGCUAGUUACCAUUACUUCAACAGGAACCCAGCCUGGACAAACUGGUCUUCUCACCCAGACGCCUGGCCGCCCUGGCGACCCAACGACAGUCAUCACAAUUGUUCCCCCUCCUACCGGUGGACUUGUCACGAUUACUUCAACAGGAACCCAACCUGGGCAAACUGGUCUUCUCACCCAGACGCCUGGCCGCCCUGGCGACCCAACGACAGUCAUCACAAUUGUUCCCCCUCCUACCGGUGGACUUGUCACGAUUACUUCAACAGGAACCCAACCUGGGCAAACUGGUCUUCUCACCCAGACGCCUGGCCGCCCUGGCGACCCAACGACAGUCAUCACAAUUGUUCCCCCUCCUACCGGUGGACUUGUCACGAUUACUUCAACAGGAACCCAACCUGGGCAAACUGGUCUUCUCACCCAGACGCCUGGCCGCCCUGGCGACCCAACGACAGUCAUCACAAUUGUUCCCCCUCCUACCGGUGGACUUGUCACGAUUACUUCAACAGGAACCCAGCCUGGACAAACUGGUCUUCUUACUCAGACGCCUGGCCGCCCUGGCGAUCCGACCACGAUUGUGACCAUUGUGCCCCCUCCUACCGGUGGGUUAGUCACCUCAACCUCAACAGGAACUCAACCCGGCCAGACUGGUCUUUUAACACUAACGCCCGGUCGUCCCGGCGAUCCUACGACAGUCGUUACUAUCGUGCCACCUUCCUCAGGCGGAGUAACGACUGUCACAUCUACUGGCACUCAGACUGGCCUGACGACUCUAACACCUGGUCGACCCGGCGAUCCAACUACUGUUGUUACUUUCAUUCCAAGUCCCACUGGCGGCAUCGUCACGGUCACCUCUACAGGGUCGACUACUGGCCUCGUUACUCAGACACCCGGGCGACCCGGUGAUCCAACUACGGUCGUGACCAUUGUGACGCCUCCUGCCGGUGGGCUGACCACUGUCACAUCCACUGGCUCAACGACUGGGCUGACUACCCUGACUCCUGGAAGGCCUGGAGAUCCUACCACUAUCUUGACCUUCGUUACGCCCCCAGCUGGUGGCAUUGUCACAGUCACUUCUACAGGCUCAACCACUGGCCUUGUUACCCAGACUCCCGGACGACCUGGAGAUCCGACGACGGUCGUGACUAUUGUUCCCUCUCCUCUCGGCAGUAUCGUCACGGUUACUUCUACAAGAUCUGCCACCGGCCUCACUACUCAGACCCCUGGGCGCCCUGGCGAUCCCACCACUGUCGUAACCUUUGUUACGCCUCCUGCUGGGGGACUGACUACAAUUACCUCGACGGGAUCGCAGACUGGUCUCACGACCCUGACACCUGGAAGACCUGGAGAUCCUACUACUGUAGUGACUAUUGCGACUGGCCCUCCUCCUGUGACAGUCACCUCGACAGCCUCGACCACUGGUUUGACUACCCUCACACCCGGAAGGCCUGGAGACCCUACUACAGUCGUUACUUUCGUUACUGGUCCCCCUUACGUCACGAUCACUUCAACAGGCUCAUCGACUGGCCUGACCACUUUGACUCCUGGAAGACCUGGAGAUCCUACUACUGUAGUGACUAUUGCGACUGGCCCUCCUCCUGUGACAGUCACCUCGACAGCCUCGACCACUGGUUUGACUACCCUCACACCCGGAAGGCCUGGAGACCCUACUACAGUCGUUACUUUCGUUACUGGUCCCCCUUACGUCACGGUCACGUCGACAGGCUCUUCGACUGGUUUGACUACGCUUACACCUGGAAGCCCUGGAGAUCCUACCACUGUUGUCACAAUCGCAACUAGCCCGCCUCCCGUUACAUUGACCUCUACUGGCACAACUACAGGCCUGACCACGGUUCCAGGAGGUCCCGGAGGCCCAGCUACAGUGAUUACGAUUGUUCCUCGGAAGGGAUUCCUGGUUACGCUCACAUCUACCGCGACCACAACUGGACUUACAACGGUUAUCCCAACCGAUCCAUUCGACGGCACUACCAGCGUAAUCACGUUCGUCACACCGCCAGCCCCGGUGACUCUUACAUCUACGGGUAGUACAACGGGACUCACCACGAUUCCCCCUGGUCCCAGCGGUGGUCCCUCGACGGUUGUGACCUUUGUGACCUCUCCGGCGAGUCCUCUUUCUCCCGUGACCGUUACAUCGACGGGGUCGACCACAGGCUUGACAACACUACCUCCUGGGCCAAGCGGUGGCCCGUCCACUGUGGUCACAUUCGUUCCGCGUGUUACUGGCUUUUUGAUAACUCUCACAUCUACGGCCAGCCAGACGGGACUCACCACUAUCAUCCCGACGGAUCCAGCCGGCACUACGAGUAUUAUCACAUACGUCACGCCCUCUGCACCUCUUACGCCCGUCACUGUGACUUCAACUGGAACCGGUACUGGCCUGACCACCCUUCCUCCCGGCCCCAGUGGCGGUCCGUCUACCGUAGUCACAUUUGUCCCAUCUCCCACCGGUGGCUUGACAACGGUCACAUCGACGGGCUCGCAGACAGGCCUUACCACCAUAAUUCCAACAGACCCGGCCGGUACUACGAGCGUCAUAACAUUCGUCACGCCCAGCGCUCCCCUUACGCCAGUCACAGUUACGUCAACGGCAUCCACCACUGGCUUGACCACUCUUCCUCCUGGUCCCAGCGGCGGCCCUUCAACUGUCGUGACUUUUGUCACUUCCUCUACUCCUCUUACGCCGGUUACUGUCACGUCAACGGCGUCAACCACCGGUCUGACAACCAUCCCACCUGGCCCCAGCGGUGGCCCUUCAACUGUCGUCACUUUUGUCCAGACUCCCACUGGCUUCAUCACAACGGUCGUAUCAACAGGCACCCAGACCGGUGUGACAACUUUGCCUCAAACCAACCCGACCGGCACGACUACUGUCAUCUCUUUUGUGCCUCCGGUCACUGGCGGACUUAUCACUCUUACGUCAACUGGCACGCAGACAGGCGUCACUACUCUGCCUCAAACGGAUCCUGCCGGAACAACGACUGUGAUUACCUUCGUGCCCCCGAUCACUGGCGGACUUAUCACUCUUACGUCAACUGGCACGCAGACAGGCGUCACUACUCUGCCUCAAACGGAUCCUGCCGGAACAACGACCGUGAUUACCUUCGUGCCCCCGAUCACUGGCUUCCUUACAACAGUUGUUUCGACCGGCACGCAAACUGGACUGACUACAAUUACGCCAACUGGAUUGGGCGGCACAACAAGUGUCAUCACCUUUGUGACUCCCAGUCGUACCAGUAGUAGCAGCUCGACUUCGACCACGCCCACUCCUGGACCGACUUAUAGCUGCGAUGCUGGAGGCUACUUGAUUCAGGGCACAACUUUAUAUCGCUUGAAUCUUACCACUGGUGUUCAAACCACAAUAAGCACAAGCGUCGGGCCCGGUGACGCAGUCAACGCAAUUGGCUAUAACACUCUUGACAACUAUAUGUAUGGUGUUACAACGAUCAAUGGUAGAUAUCGCAUCCUCCGUAUCGCAAGCAACGGUCAGGCUGUUGCCAUUGGACAGGACCUUCCUCAGUUCUAUAACGUUGGAGAUGUAGAUACCGAUGGCCGCUUCUGGGUCAGCUCACGCGGUAGAGACUGGGCUGAGAUUGACUUGAACCCGGCGUCGUCUACCUAUGGUCAACUGCUCAACAACGGAACAGCGACUCUCGCGCAAGAGAUAGCAGACUGGGUGUAUCUUCCGACCGGAGGUGACUAUUUGUAUAGUGUCACAGGAGUCAAUGGCGAUGGGCGAAAUCAGUUGGUCCGAUGGAGCCGAACUACCCAUACGUGGACGAUUGUGAGGGUGUUGCCUGAUCUUACAACCGACAAUUCCCAAUUAUUCUUCGGAGCGUUAUACCCCUCUAGCGACUCAACCUUUUACGGUUCGGACAACAAUAGCGGCAAAAUCUACAAUUUCCGAAUCAAUAACCAGAACCCUGUAUUAGUGACUCCUGGGCCGGCCUCUGACAGCAACGACGGUGCUCGUUGCGUUUUAGCACCCAAUCCUCAGAAUCCUGUUACUUCAACUUCAACUAGCAGUUCCACGACUUCUCCGCCCGUAAGCGGUUUCCUCACAACUGUCAUCUCUACAGGAACCCAGAUGGGCGUCACCACCCUGCCCCAGACCGACCCGGCUGGCACCACCACCGUGGUUUCGUUUGUGCCGCCCGUCACGGGCGCCAUCACCACCGUCGUCUCUACGGGAACUCAGACGGGCAUCACCACGCUUCCUCAGACCAACCCAGCUGGCACGACCACGGUCGUCUCUUUCGUGCCCCCAGUUACGGGCGCCGUGACAACUGUGGUCUCUACGGGAACCCAGACGGGCGUCAGCACGCUUCCUCAGACCGACCCAGCUGGUACAACCACUGUCGUCACUUUCGUUACUCUAACAAGCACGAGCACAUCCACAACGGCUUCCCCGACUGUCAGCCAAGCACCAUUCACGUGCGAAGAUCCCUAUGGAUACCUGGUUCAACAGGCUACACUUUACACUGUUGAUCUCGCAGCUGGUACCCUUCGACAGAUUGGAAACGUGGGAGCUGGCGGGAAUGUCCAAGGUCUCGGCUAUAAUCGACGAGACAAUUUCCUCUAUGCCUGCGAAGCCCUUGCGGAUUCAACAUGCCGAGUUUUGAAAAUUGGUUCCGACGGAUCUUGGAAGUAUAUGAACACUAUUGUACCAAACAAUCCGGUCAUCAACGCUGGCGACUUCGAUUCCGCCGGUCGCCUGUGGCUUUAUGCUGGAGGUGGGACGGCGCAGCGCUAUGCAGUCGUAGAUUUGGUGCCUGGUUCUUCGACUUAUGACACAAUCAUUGCUUCUGGUCCAAUCAGCGCAACACUCGAAGCCAAGGAUUGGUCAUACGUACUUGGCGGAGGAAACUACUUUUACUCGAUGAGAAAAGCUAACGACGCUGCAACAACGUACGAACUGAGCAGAUUCAAUCUGGCGACUUUGUCCUGGGAGGAUUUGCAGGCGUACCCCAAUCAGAAUGCAACCCCAAUUGGCGCAACUUACUCUGGUAAUAACGGAACACUUUACUUCGGAGAAAAUUCUACUGGCAACAUUCGUUACGUUGACGUCAAUGCCCGUGGUAGCCUCUCUACACUUAGCACCGGACCGACGAACUCCCAAAAUGACGGUGCUCGCUGUAUCGAUAGUUCAAACAUUGUUUAG